AUGGCGCCUCAGACAGCUUCUCAAAAGAACCCUUCGUUCGUCCUCCAAAAACAAGACCACCUCACCUUCGAAGACCGCCCCAUCCCCCAACUCCAAUCCCCCUACGAUGUCAUUGUCCGCCCUCGCUGGACCGGCAUCUGCGGUUCCGACGUGCACUACUGGACGCACGGCCGCAUCGGCCACUUCGUCGUCGAGUCGCCCAUGGUGCUCGGCCACGAGUCCGCGGGCAUCGUGUCCGCCGUCGGCGACAAGGUGACGACGCUCAAGGUCGGCGACCGCGUCGCCAUGGAGCCCGGCGUGCCCUGCCGGCGCUGCGUGCGCUGCAAGGAAGGGCGCUACAACCUGUGCCCGGACAUGGCGUUUGCCGCCACGCCGCCCUACGACGGCACGCUCGCCCGAUACUACACGCUACCCGAGGACCUGUGCUACCGGAUCCCCGAGACCAUGUCGCUCGAGGAGGGCGCGCUGAUUGAGCCCACGGCCGUGGCGGUGCACAUAUCGCGGGCGGCGGCCAUCAAGCCGGGCGACCAGGUCGUCGUUUUCGGUGCUGGCCCCGUGGGCCUCUUGUGCUGCGCCGUCGCGAGGGCGUACGGCGCCAGUAAGAUUGUGACGGUGGAUAUCAACGAGGAGAGGUUGCAGUUUGCGCUCAAGUACGCGGCGACGCACGCGUUCCGGAGCGAGCGUGUUAGUGCCGAGGAGAAUGCGAGGAAGUUGAUUGAGCAGACGGGCUUGGUGAAUGGGGGUGCGGACGUGAUUAUCGAUGCUAGUGGCGCGGAGCCGUGUAUCCAGACGGCGAUUCAUGCGUUGAGGAUGGGGGGGACGUAUAUCCAGGGCGGCAUGGGCAAGGCGGACAUCACCUUCCCCAUCAUGGCCAUGUGCACAAAAGAACUCAACGUCAAGGGCUCGUUCCGCUACGGCCCUGGGGACUACCAGACGGCCGUCGACAUGGUGGCGUCGGGCCGCCUCAGCGUCAAGGAGUUGAUUACGAGAAAGGUCAAGUUCGAGGAGGCCGAGCAGGCGUUUGCCGAUGUGAGGGAUGGGAAGGGCAUUAAGAUUUUGAUCGAGGGGCCUGAGGGGGAGUAG
Molecule: messenger RNA, 1083 nt
Organism: Westerdykella ornata
Lineage: Eukaryota; Fungi; Ascomycota; Dothideomycetes; Pleosporales; Sporormiaceae
Product: GroES-like protein
Exons: 3
Coding region: 1-1083 (360 amino acids)
Biological process (GO): D-sorbitol catabolic process
Molecular function (GO): L-iditol 2-dehydrogenase (NAD+) activity; zinc ion binding
Source: RefSeq, a predicted model, not a curated record